Molecule: messenger RNA, 984 nt
Organism: Mytilus trossulus (common blue mussel)
Lineage: Eukaryota; Metazoa; Mollusca; Bivalvia; Mytilida; Mytilidae
Exons: 2
Coding region: 1-984 (327 amino acids)
Molecular function (GO): zinc ion binding
Source: RefSeq, a predicted model, not a curated record
AUGGCGGAAUCUACACAGACGGCCCAAUCUCCAAUGUCCUGUCAACUUUGUAAUAAUAAUGUUGUCAUAAUUAAAUGGAAAUGUACCGAUUGUGAAUUAUUGUUGUGUGAUAACUGUAAAAUAAACAUUCAUUCUCGAUUUAAAUCGUCGGAUCAACACAGAGUCGUAUCCAUCGGAGACAUUGGUAAUGAUAUCACAGAUCACCUUAAAGCUCUAGACAUUUCAGAGGCAAAAUUACAAAAGAACUCUAUUAAAGUAUUACAAAAGUUCGAUAUUGAGUGUCAGGACUUUGCAGUGAAUCGAAAUAGUGCAAUAAUCUUUGCACCAUUCCCUAGAUCAGAGUUACACGCUGAAACAUCAACUGGCGAUUUAAGAACUAUUUUGAAAGCUUCUCCGUAUAUUAUUUUGGCAAUUCAUAUGAACAAACAAGGUGAACUUCUUCUUGGUCUAAGAGAACAGGGACCUAAAUAUCCAGUGACAGAUUUUUGCACAAGACAAGUGGUUAUUCUUGAUACCGAUAUUCUACGUAAAGCAACUUAUGAAUAUGAUGACUCAGGAAAAAAGUUGUUUAGUUAUGCUGUUUUAAUUGAAAGUGACUCAGAUAAUAACAUUUAUGUAGUAGAUAUCAUUAGCGACAACACAAAUGGGCGAAUAGUUGGCUUGGAUAUCAAUGGAAGAAAAAAGUUUAUAUACCAAGGAUAUAACAUUCUCAAUACACAUGAAACGCCCUUCACACCUACUGGCAUUGCUGUGACAUCAACAAAUAUUGUAUUAGUAGCAGAUGGACAAAACCACGCAAUUCAUGCUUUAACUCAAAAAGGGGAAAUAUGUGGACUACAAAAAACUGAAAAUAUGGGAAUACGUUUCCCAUACAGUUUAUCUUUUGAUUCGGAGGAUUUUUUAUUGAUUGGAUGCUCUAGAGGUAAUACGGAAAUCGAACAGUACGCAAAAGUACACGCUGUAAAAACAUCUAUACAGAACUAA